This is a messenger RNA of Plasmodium yoelii, 3804 nucleotides long. Its product is annotated as conserved Plasmodium protein, unknown function. Bases 1 to 3804 code for a protein of 1267 amino acids. The record is from RefSeq and is a predicted model, not a curated record. Gene Ontology annotation, molecular function: FAD binding. The transcript has a single exon. Lineage: Eukaryota; Apicomplexa; Aconoidasida; Haemosporida; Plasmodiidae.
AUGGAUAAUAAUAAUGAUGAGAAUGAGAAUGAGAAUGAGAAUGGAAGUGGUUUCAGUAAUUUCAGUAAUUUCAGUAAUUUUUAUACAAAUAUAAAAAGAAGAAAAGAUAAAAUAAACAAAAGGAUGGAAACAGAUGUACUUAUAGUUGGUGCAACUACAGGAGGACUUAUUUUGUCUCUUGAUUUAUUUCGAAAAAAUAUAAAACAUAUAAUUAUAGAUUCAUGUGAAAAAAAUGUAGAAAAUACAAAAAUAAAUGAACAAUAUUUACUUUAUCCUAGAACCCUUGAAAUGUUACACGAUUUAAACAUUCUUCCUGAAAUUUUAUCAAAUAGUUUGAAAUUAACAGGUAUUAAUUUUUAUAUACAAAAUAAAUUAAUAAAUCAAAGUAGUAAAAAUUUUUUUCAAAGUAUAAAUGGAAAUAUGCCAUAUAUGCUAAGUAUUAAUAAAAUGUCUUUAAAUAAAAUAUUAUUAAAAAAAAUAAAAUUAAAUGGUUCCAAAAUAUGGUAUAAUACAUUAUUAUCACCAAUUCAAAAUCAAUCAACACAUUUUAUAAAUUGUAAUGAACAAAAUAAAUCUUCUGAAAAUAUAUCAAAAAAUAAUAAAUUAAAAUUCUAUUAUAAUAAUGUAAAGGUUAAAAAAUUAUACACAUUACCAUCACUUUUGAAAAAUAGAGAAGUAAAAAAUGCUCUUAUUAAAAAUAAUAACAACAUAGAAAAUAAUAAUGAAAGUUAUAAUACAUCUAAAAAUAUUUCUGAUGAAAAAGACAAUACCAUAGACGUCAAUUUAAUAACAUCAAAUAGUAAUUCUAUUUUUUCAAAUUUAUCAAAUAAAAAUAUAUCAAGUAAUUUCUCUUUUUAUUGUAGUACAGAUUCAAAUGAUACUCCUUCUUAUGAUAAUAGUGAUAAGACAUAUAGUUCCAAUACAAGUUGUUUAAGUAAAUUUUCAUCAGAUAUAAAUAAUAAGUAUAAAAUUGAAGGGUACAUAAAAAAGACACACGAUAUUAAUAAUGAAAAAAAUAUCCCAAAUAUAUUCUACGAAAAAAAUGACCCAAAUAUAUUCUACGAAAAAAAUGACCCAAAUAUAUUCUACGAAAAAAAUGACCCAAAUAUAUUCUACGAAAAAAAUGACCCAAAUAUAUUCUACGAAAAAAAUGACCCAAAUAUAUUCUACGAAAAAAAUGCUCGAAAUGGUAAUAUCACUGGAGCAACUGUUCGGGUAAAACAUAAUUAUAAUUAUUGGGAUAUGGAAAAAAAUAAUUCAAAAAGUUUAAGAAUAAAAAAAGAUAAAAAAAAAAAAAAAAAAAAACGAUAUUAUUCUUCUAUUAAUAGUAAAUUUAUAGUUGGUGUUGAUGGAAAACAUUCAAUAGUUCGAAAAUUAUUUAAUAUAAAAAUGAAAGAAAAUGAAAAUAAUGAUAUAGAAUAUAUAUCUGCAGAUAUAUGUGCAAAAUGGAGUAAUGAAAUGCAUUAUUAUAAUUUAUCUUUAUUUCAAUCAGAAUAUGGUUUUGUUACUUGUUUUCCCAUAUUUUUCGAUAUUUCAAAUGUUGAUGAAAAUAAUUUUUAUUCUACCAAUCCAAAAUUUAAAGAUACCAUAAAAAAUAUGAAAAAAGAAUUAUAUAUAAGAAAAAAUAAUACCUCUUCAAAUUAUAAAAAAACCCUCACCAAACCAAUCAAAAAAGAAUCUUUCGAAAUUGAGAAUCCACAAAAAUUAACAAUCAACACUUUGAGCGGUUUGCCAAUCAACACUUUGAGCGGUUUACCAGUUGACACCUUAAGUGGCUUACCAAAAUGUAAUACGAUGGAGCCAAAUAAUAUUACAUUUAUAAAAAAAUAUGUACAAAAAGAGAGAGAUAAACCAAGAGAAACAAUUCAUGAUAAAUUAUUACAACAAAAUGAUAUAGAAGACAAUAAAUUCCAUAAUUAUUAUGAUGAUAAUAAACAAAAUUUAAAUAAACUAAUUCAAAAACGAAAUAGAUUUAAUAAAAGUUACACAAAUGAAAUAUUAGAAAAAGAUAUUUAUAAAAAAAAAAAUUUGUUUAAAAUGAACAAGCCAAAAAGUGUUUGUCAAAAAAUUAACGAUUAUCAUGAAAAACAAAAUAAUAUUUUAAUGAAUAAAUGUCUUGUAGAAAAAAACGAACUUAAUAUAAAUCUUGAAAAAAAAAAGACAAAAGAAUAUUUUAUGAAUUUUAUAAAAAAAUAUGAAGAAAAAUUUACUUAUUAUAUUAAAAAUUAUGAUAAUAAAUUCCCAAAAGAUUUUUCACAAAAAAAUAAAACCACCUCAUUUUCAAUAAAAGAAAACGAUACAAAUUCUAUUUUAAUUAAAAAUAAAAACACAGAAAAUUUAACAAAUGAAAGUUUAAAAGAAGAUACAGAUAAUAACUAUGUUGAUGCAUUAAGUAAUAAUUCCAUGAAUGAAAUAAAUAAUCGAGCUUCAGAAUAUGCAAAAUUAGGGAUAUAUAAUUGGCAUAUAACUAUAUGUAGAAAAAUAGACAAAUCUUCCCAAAAUAAAUAUUUAUAUCCUAUUAAAAAAUCUAAAGAAAUAAAAUAUAUAGAAGUUAUAAAAUUAAUAAAUAAAAUAUUUCCAAAUACUGAAUUAUAUUAUUUAUAUAAUUUAAAAAUAGGAAUACAUAAAGAUAAAAUAUGUACAAAUUAUUAUAAUAAUUAUGUUGUAUUAGCAGGAGAAGCUAACUGUUUUUAUAAUCCAUUAUUUAAUGUAAGUGUUAAUUUAACUAUACAUGAUAUAUAUAAUAUAGGAUGGAAACUAAAAUAUAUUAUUAGUCAUGGAUGUACAUUAAUAUUAUUAGAAGGUUAUGAAAAAGAAAGAAAAUAUAUAUCUGAAAAAGUUGUAUCAUGGAAUAGAGAUAAAUUAAAUUUUAUUUUUAUCAAUAAUAAUGGUAAUAAUAAUAAUAUUUGUACAUAUUAUAAUAUACUUUUUUUUAAAUUUUUUGCUUAUAUAUUUCAAAAAUUUCCUACUAAUUAUAACAUAUUUGAAAAAUUAUAUUUAAGUACAUUUUUGCUACAACAUAAUUAUACUAAUUAUGUUAUUAAUAAUACAAGAAAUAUAUUUUUUUGUAAUAAAAAUAAUAAUAUAUGUGCAGACAGAGCAAAAAAUUGUAUUUUAAAAUUUAUUUCUUCAUUUAAUAAAAUUAAAGAAAAUAAAAAUGUUUCUUUAUAUGAUUAUUUAAAAAAUCAAAUGCACACACUAAUUUUGUGUAUAAAUAUAUCAAAAAAAGAAAAGCCUAUUUGUAAUUAUAUUACCACACAUUUACUAAAAAAUAAAUAUAAUAAAAAAUAUUAUAAUAAUCAAUUUGCUUAUACAUAUGAUAAAGCAGCUUUAAAAAAAUUAAUAAAAAUUGCUCGUUUAACUCAUAAUAUCAUGGGAAAAAAAGGAACUAAAAAUAACAACAACAAUUGUAGACAUCAACCUUUUUUAAAAAUUUUAUGGAUCUUAUGUAAUCAAAAUAAAAGUGAUUUUAUUCAAACUAACAAAAGUAUAUGUUCUACUAAUUUUAAUGUAUAUACACGAAAUUUUACUAUUAGCUCUUAUAAUAUACCAAAUGAAUUAAUUAAUACCAUAAAAAAUUCAAAAAUAAAAGAUCAAGUUAUUUUAUAUGAUUUUAUAAAUGAUUUUCAAAAGCAAUAUAAUAUUAACUUUUAUUUACCAAAUAAUUUUAUUUAUCAACCAAAUUUACAAUCCGCAAUAUAUAUUUUUAUACGUCCAGAUUUUCACAUUACCCACAUUAAUUAUGUAAAUGAUGACAACCAGAUUGCUUCCUUUCUCGACCAUGUAUACAAUUUUUAUGGUUAA